AUGCAUUGGUUCAGUAAUAUGGAUGCAACUUUCAAUACUGAAGCCAAAUCUAGUAAAAUAGGCCAAUUUAAUAACUAUGAGUAUGAAUCUACAUCGUUAUUCUUUCCAUCGAUGAUUAUAGGAGUUAAAAAGAUCUUAAGAUCAGAAAUCGCUUUAAAGGAGGCUUUGGAGUCACAAUUUGAAAACAGUACAUCACAAUCAACAUUUGAUAGACCAUCUAUUAGAAAAGAAUGUGCCUAUUGCGGUAAUGAUAGAAUGACUUAUGUUACACUUCAAACUCGUUCAGCAGAUGAAGGACAAACUGUAAUAUAUACCUGUACCCAAUGUACUAAAAAAGAGAUUGAAAAUACUUGA
Molecule: messenger RNA, 354 nt
Organism: Schistosoma rodhaini
Lineage: Eukaryota; Metazoa; Platyhelminthes; Trematoda; Strigeidida; Schistosomatidae
Source: the annotation of a GenBank genome assembly